This is a messenger RNA of Tetrahymena thermophila SB210, 2181 nucleotides long. Its product is annotated as transmembrane protein, putative. The transcript has 2 exons. The record is from RefSeq and is a predicted model, not a curated record. Lineage: Eukaryota; Ciliophora; Oligohymenophorea; Hymenostomatida; Tetrahymenidae.
AUGAAAAAUAACAAUUUUAUCAUGAACCUAUCUUAUCUUGAUGGAGGAGCUAUAUAUUUAAACUAAAUAUCAUAAAUAAUCUUUUUAGGUAACACAUUUUAGUAAAACUAAUCAAAGACAGGAAAUGGGGGAGCUAUUUAUUGCUUCAGUAGCGUAUUUUCUUAGUUUAAUGGCAAUGCUUUCUUUUAAAAUUCUUGUAAAUAAGGCUCAGGUGGAGCAUUAUUUUUGAAUAAUUGUGAUAUUAAAAACAUGACAAAUAAUAUUUUCAAAUAAAAUACUGCUCAAAUAGGAGGUGCUUUUAGAUAUUAAGGCAUAUAACCAUAUGUCUUAUAAAAAACAAAUGUGAGCCGAAAGAUACUUACCUAAAAUUAAAAUUCUUUUAUUAAAAACUAUGCAUAGCUAUAUGGAAAAAAUAUAGGCUCUUAUCCAUUUUAUUUAGAUGUUAAAAAUUAAAUGUAAGAUGACUUAAAGAUCUAAAAUGCUAAAUUAGAAAAUUUAUAAAGUGGUAGCACAUCUUCUUCACCUAUAUUAAUGAGAUUAAUUGAUGAAGAAAUGAGAGAAGUUAGUUUUUUUAAAAAUACAAAUUAGAUAAAUUAAGAUAUCCUGAUUGAAUUUGGUAACUAUUUACUUGAAUUGUAAAGUUAAGAAGUUGGGCUUUAAGGUGAUCUCAGAUAGAAUUAUAACUUUGAUUAAUUUGGUUUCAUUUUUAAUGUAUCCUAUUCUUAUCAGCCUAAUGCUAACUCCUCUAUUAUUGUUAAAACAAUUAACCCUAUCCCUAUUUUAAAUGCCACAACUUUUAAUUUCAACUAUCAAGAGCUAAGUAUUUCUAUUGAUGUUAACUUUAGGGAGUGUUAGUAAGGAGAAAUUUUACAAACUUUGGAGAAGUAUAAAAUAUGUUAUACUUGUUAAUAAGGUAAUUAUUGUUUACAAGAUCCAAAUUAAUUUGAAAAUUUACAGUGUCUCAAAUGCCCUAUAGGUUCUAAAAAUUGUUAAUCCAAUAUCAUACAGUUAUAAAAUGGGUAUUGGAGUAAGAACUAGCAUUCAGACUAAAUUUACUAAUGUAUAAACCCAGAAUUUUGUAUCUCAGAAGACCCUUCAAAUAAAUUUGGAUGCUAAAUAGGACAUGUAGGAGCUAUUUGUGAAUCUUGUGAUUCUUAAGGAAUUGUUUGGGGAUCAAAAUAUGGAAGAAGUAAUGGUGGAAUUUAAUGCUAAGAAUGCUCGAAGCAGAAUUAAACUUAAUCUAUCCUAAUUCUAUUUUUGCUUAUGAUAAUAAUUUGCGUUUAUUUAAUCUUCUAAAUUUAAAGAUAGCUGAUAUUAAUAGAAAAAAAAAUGCAAUGGUUUUAUUUGAGAAAACUUAAAAUAAUUUUGCUUUUAAAUCAUAACAUAAAUAGUGCUUCUUCUUAUAUCAAAAUUCUUAUAAAUUAUUUAUAGUUUCUAGCAUUAAUAAAUAACUUAGGCAUAUAGACUCAAUAAUUUAUAUCUGUUGCUGAAUUCGGAGGUGGUGAUCCUGUAUAGCAUACAGUUUAUAAUUUAGAUUGUAUAUUUAGUAGCUAUGAUAUCUAAAUUCCUUUGUAUGCUAUGAGAGUUAUAUUUAUCAAUUCCUAAAUAAUUACCAUAUAUUUGUUGAUUUAGUUAGUAAAAUCCCUCACAAAAAUGUUUAAGAUGAUAGAUGACUUUUCAUUUUUUAUUUCUUCAUUCAUAUUAAUAUACCUAUUUUUUAGUUCUUCCGUAAUUAAAGUAUUGAUAUAGUCUUCAUCUUGCAGAGAUAUGGGAGACAAUCUAUAUAUCAUUACUGAAAUGCAGGAUGUAUGCUACACAUAAUAACACAUUAAAAUAAUACUAUUUUUAAUAGGUCCACUGCUUUUUAUAUGGUUCUUUUUAAUCCCUACAUCAUUUUAUAUUAUUUUAUACAGAAAUAGAUAAAAAUUAUAAAGCUUGCUUUUUAUGAAGAAGUAUGGUCUUUUGUACUAGGUAAAUAGUUUUUUUAUAAAGCAAAAGCAUUUUUUUUAAAUAAAUUUUUUUUAUAUCAAUAGGAAUAUAAAGUAAAGUCUUAUUAUUGGGAUUUAACUAGAAAUCAAGCAAGGGCAUCUCUUGUUAUAUUUCUAAAUUUAAUUAGGACUUCACCAUAGCUAAAAGCUUCACUCUUAUUAUUUUUUAUGUUUAUUUAUCUAUUAUCUUUGA